Molecule: messenger RNA, 2601 nt
Organism: Acipenser ruthenus (sterlet)
Lineage: Eukaryota; Metazoa; Chordata; Actinopteri; Acipenseriformes; Acipenseridae
Exons: 2
Coding region: 1525-2316 (263 amino acids)
Source: RefSeq, a predicted model, not a curated record
AGAGUAAAUUACUUAGAGGGAAUUAUUAAAAAAGUGACCUUUUUUAUGGUGGUUGUUCAGAAUGGCUCUGAUAUUUAAGUCUUCCUCAUUCCAUUCAAAUCAUGGAGGUAUGACCUCACAAUUCUGUCAGCCCCUCCCACUCUGUCCUUACAAAUGGAGAGUAGGUGGAGCUGUGAAGGGACACGUUACAACAUGAUUUAAAAGGAAUGAGUAUGUCUGUUUAGUCCUGGCACUUAGGAUUCACCAUACAAGCUCAAAACAGCUCAAAGCAGCUCAGAUUUGGAAAAAAUAUAUCCUAAUUAUUUAAUAUUGAAGCAACAUAAGCCAGAACCAUUAAGAUUGAUUGCAGGAACAAUUAAAUAGUAAUUGUUUCACCUAAGUGAUUGCAGUGACAUAAUACACGUUUAUUCUCACUUUAUAAGCAAUAAUGGACAUUAAUCUCUCUUAUUUUCACAAAAUAAAUAUUUAUCAAUAAAAUAAUAGUUACUCCAGUGUUCGUGCUAGGCCGCGCCAAUACCCCCCUGAAAUAAUAAAUGUCCCGCUGAAUUUCUCUUAAUGUGCCCGUGUGUCCCCCUUCCCAUUCGCAAUAUCAAUAGGCAUUAAAAUGGUGUAUGCUCUGAUUCAUGCAUUUUGUAUUAAUAUUACAUUUCUGUUUGUUGUUUUCAAUUACUUACACGGUUUACCUCAAACCAGACUAAUCUUUUUUGUUGUUUUGUUUACACAUGCCUUUUAAAACAUUUUAACCAAUGUGUUAUCAUAAUUAAACUCACGUGCCUCUAUUCGCCAGUCCAGUAUGAGGCGCUACAGUACGGCUCGCACCAUCACUUUACAGUAGCCUGCGUUACAAGGCUUAACAUGGCCCGGCGCAAACAACCUCGGAUUCUUGAUUUUUUUUUCGAAAAAAGAUGAUCGAUAUGAAAAUGAACAUGAAAAUGAGGACACAGCCAGCCUGGAAGCUAACUCUUCUGAUGCAGUUCAGUCCGUGGAAACGGAAUCCUCAGAUUUGCUGGCAGCGAAAAGAAAAUGCAAGCGCCAUUUUCAACCGGAAUUUUUGAAGAAACACAGGUGGCUUACUUUUGACGAGGACAGCGAUCAAAUGUUUUGCCAAGUUUGUUUUUCUAAAAACAAAAAAAAACCAUUCACGGUCAGGUGUAACAACCACAGGACAUCAACUCUAGCACGACAUUUACAGUCAAAGCACCAUCGUAAUGAUGUGCUUGAGAACGACGCCGAUACUACAAUGAAGAUAAUGCUCCAACGGGCAAUGAACGAGAACGAGCAAGCUAUCCUCCAAGCGCUACAAACAGUAUACUCCAUACUCCAUCUCUGUAUAGCAGUUUUUUGGAUUUCAUGAUUUUUCCAAGGAGUGGAAAACUUGGAGAAACUUAGUGUUGGGAGAAAUGCCACAUACAGACAGUCUGCGAGGAAAUGCAAAAAGCAGUUGCAGAGGUCAUUACCAAGAAAAUUAAUUAAAAAUUGGAAAGUUGCGAUUAUGUGACAGUGCUGGCUGACGAAAGUACAGACAUGACAUAUCACAAAAAGCUUUGCAUCUAUAUAAGGCUUGUGCAGGGUAUUGUGUCCGAGACCCUUUUCAUCAAGAAUGUGAAGAUUUCAAGCGGGAAUGCAGAAACCAUAUAUCAAGAAAUAAAGCAGGUAUUUCUAGAAAGGAAUAUUGACAAAAGGAAGGUGAUCGGCUUCGGCAGUGAUGGUCCCUCUGUGAUGACGGGAGCAAAAAAUGGAGUGGCCAUGAAAAUGACGCAAGAUUAUCCCUACCUGGAAAAUGCACACUGCAUCGCUGCUCGACUGGCACUGGUCACAAAUCAGGCAGCAAACAAUGUUAACUACAUGCAAAAGUUCCAGGAAAUGAUCACAUCCUUGUAUUGCUACUUUAAGCAUUCUGCUGUUUGUGUGGCCAAACUGCAGGAAAUGCAGGAAGUGUUAGAUGCCCGUCUUUUGAAAAUCAAGGCGUUGCAUGAUGUUCGCUGGUUUUCAUUCUGUGCAGCUUUAGAAGCAGUGUAUAGAUGCUGGGAACCUCCUGCUGUGAUGUUAGAGCAGCAGAAAGACCCAAAAGACAUUUUGAAAAAUAUUGCAUCAUUUGAGUUUUUAGCUGUGAUGUCAAUGCUCAUGGAUGUUAUUCCCAUUCUGACACAAUUAAAUCUGAUUUUCCAGAAGACAGAUUUGGCCAUUGUGAAUCCAGCUUUAGAAGUAGCCAGAAGUCAAUUAGACUGCUUACUGAGGGAAGAUGGAGCUCACUUGUCCAAGUUUCUCAGAGAAGCAGGGAAAUCUAUGCAACAGUACAAAGGGGUAAACAUCUGACACUCCAACACAAAGAAAGAGUGCAAGCACAGGCAAAACAAUUUUUAUUCAGAACACCCUGGUGCAGCUAGACAGACAAUUCCAUAAAUCUGCAACAGAUCUAGUUGCUGCCUUUUCAGUGCUUGGUUUAGGGGGGGAUCCAAUUUCUUCCAGCAGAUGAGUUGGAUACCUUUGGAGAUGACAAGAUUGAGCUGCUAAUACAGAAGUAUGGGGAGGAUAAAGGGGAGCGAAAGGAACACAUCAAUGCGUUGGAAAUAAAAGGAGAAUGGCUCAGACUGAAGAAAU